Molecule: messenger RNA, 732 nt
Organism: Acanthopagrus latus (yellowfin seabream)
Lineage: Eukaryota; Metazoa; Chordata; Actinopteri; Spariformes; Sparidae
Gene: ube2a
Product: ubiquitin-conjugating enzyme E2A (RAD6 homolog)
Exons: 6
Coding region: 166-624 (152 amino acids)
Biological process (GO): DNA repair; proteasome-mediated ubiquitin-dependent protein catabolic process; protein polyubiquitination
Cellular component (GO): HULC complex
Molecular function (GO): ubiquitin conjugating enzyme activity
Source: RefSeq, a predicted model, not a curated record
AGCGCCCUGAGACUAGCAGAGGCAGCCAAAUAUUUGACAAACUAGCAAUCGUUGGCUAGCCAGCUUGGAGUUUAAAUAAUACAUCGAUACAAAAAAAAAACUAUAUUUACUUACACUUGGGCCGCUAACGUUUAUGCUAAGGACUUAGGUUUCCGUUUAAAGAGGAUGUCAACUCCAGCAAGACGACGUUUAAUGAGAGAUUUUAAACGGCUGCAAGAGGAUCCUCCAGCUGGAGUUAGCGGGGCCCCAUCAGAAAACAAUAUCAUGGUAUGGAACGCAGUCAUUUUUGGCCCAGAGGGAACACCUUUUGAAGAUGGAACCUUCAAACUUACCAUUGAAUUCACAGAGGAAUAUCCAAAUAAACCUCCAACAGUGCGAUUUGUCUCCAAAAUGUUUCAUCCGAAUGUGUACGCAGAUGGCAGCAUAUGCUUAGAUAUACUUCAGAAUCGUUGGAGUCCAACCUAUGAUGUGUCUUCAAUCUUAACUUCAAUACAGUCUUUACUGGAUGAGCCAAACCCAAACAGUCCAGCCAACAGCCAAGCAGCCCAGCUGUACCAGGAAAACAAGCGGGAGUACGAGAAGAGGGUUUCUGCUAUUGUUGAACAGAGUUGGCGCGACUGUUGACCCCUGUUAUUGUUCGAGUAAGGACAGUGUCCAGCCCAGAAUCAAGAAACCACUGAUCAAGAAAAACAACUGAUCUCACAGAAAUAAAACAACACUUCUUUAAAAAUC